Messenger RNA from Drosophila arizonae, 1905 nucleotides. RefSeq lists its product as uncharacterized. The record is from RefSeq and is a predicted model, not a curated record. Lineage: Eukaryota; Metazoa; Arthropoda; Insecta; Diptera; Drosophilidae.
AAAAAUCGGGCUACACCGAUAUCAUGGCCCAAAGCAUGUGUUCUUCACAACAAUCAGAUAUUACCUUUUCAAAUGAAUAUGAAAAAAUUGACUCUAAAAAACUCGAAAAUCGCUCAAUAUAUAUCAUUAAAAAUACAGAUGAAAUGCAAUUAAGCAGCUUUAAGCAACUUUGUAAUCCUGCUCCGACACUUCCUAUACAUUCUCCACAUUCUCCCGGUCAUCUCAAUCCAUAUCCUAAUACUCAGCAAAGAAAACUGUCAGCUAGGUACAUAGAUAAUAAAAUUAUCAAACAAAAGUCUGCAAAAAAAACAAUUAUCGUUCAAGAAAUUUCUGAAAAUCCAGUUUGUUUCAGUGAAGAAGAGAUACUAGCAACAACAGCUCAUUCUAGUAAGAUAUGUAGAUUUACAAAAUCAAUAAACCAAAAUGAUUAUUUAGGAAACUCUGCAAUGAAAUAUAUUCUUAAUGAUAAUCCGAAGAGAAAUUUCUUGAAUUCGAUGCUUGAGAACAUGCCGAAUCAAAAGGAUAUGAGUACUAUGGAAGAAACACAUUUACGUAAAAAGGAAAUGUCAACAAGUGAUUUAAAAUUUACAAAAAUUUCUUCAGAUGUAAAUCAGAAACCUAAAAGUUCUCUUGAGGCUCAAGACAAUCAUAAUAGACAUCAAUUUAUUUUCAAAAUUAGUAAAUCUGAGCAGACAUCGCCAAAUAUCAUUUAUAAAAACUCGAUUUUUGACUAUAGUUAUAACAAAAGAAGUACGGAUUCUCUGCUACGAGUUUCAGGUAUAGACCCAUGGAUAAAGAAAACUGACGUGUCAGAUUAUGGGUUAGUUGAAGUUGGGAAAAGUACAGCGGAUCCUUGGGUCAAGCGUGCAAGCAUUGCUUACAAAAAAACAGCUUUUAGUAAAGAAAAAUGUCAAAAUGGGAAUGUAAGAUCAGGUUGUGCAAAAGCAGAUUUUGUUCCGGAAACAAAAAAAAAAACUUACUUAAAACCAGAUAUGCCACAUCAACAAAAAUGUAGAAAUGGGGAAUCGGUACUUUCAGCACCUCCUUCUCCUAGUCUAAAAAAUACGUUUAAUAAUAUCUGUAACAUACAUUAUUCACAAAAGAAAAGUUUUCCGACAAAAUCAGCCAGUUUUUCACCAGCUAAAGGUAAACCAUUGCUGAGUUCAUUUGAAGAUUCUUUAUAUGUCAAUUUAACAUCACUUCAAUCAGUAUCAAUAAAUUCAAAUUCUGUUACAAAUCCAAAUCAAUUAAGAGACACAGAAAAUAGAAAUUCCUAUCGCUUAAAUGUAAAUAAUUCCAAUAAUUUACUCAGUAGACACAGCUUUUCUUCUUCAAUUUCUAAACCGUCUAAAGAUGAACUUCAAUUAAAUAUUUGUCGUCUAUCGGAACAAAUGGGUCGAAUGGACAAUGUACAACUUUUAUUGAGUAAUGAUAGCAGUGUUAAUAAUCAAGAAUAUGCUGUGGGAGAAACUUUUGCCCAAAGAGCACAAAUUUACGAAUUUCCCGCGACACCCACAGAAUCGGAUAUAACGGAUAAAACAGGCUUUGAAGAUAUAUUGAAAUUUAAGAAAGACGGCGGUCGCAGUGCUAAAUACAACCCUAAAAUUUCAACAGUUGUAGAUAAAACAGAGUUGUAUAUUAGUCAUCAGAAGCCAAAACCCAUGCCCGAAACCACCUGUUAAACCAUUGUUCGAAAUUGGAUUCUCAAGAUGUGCUUGCGUAUUUGUGUAUGUUUAUAUAUUCGAAUCAAAAUAUGUUAGAAUAAAUAAUGGCAUAAAUAAAUGUAUUAAUAUCAGUUUUAUUUAAGCCUGCAAGCUUCACAGUAUAAAUGCAUUUAUAUAAAAUUGGAAUGCUUAUACAUUCCUAAUAAAAACACAUUAUUUUAAGUUGUAGGUUAAAAAUAUU